GGGAGGCGGGCGGCAGGUGACGGACGCCCCGGGCCGGGGGAAGCUCCGGGCGAGCGGCGGGCCUAAGUGACGGACGGGCUGCCGUGGGACGCGAGCGGACCAGAGGGGCCCCGUCCACUUGGGCGAGUCGUCUUUUUUUUUUUUUUUUUUUCCCGGCUGCUCGCCGUUGGAAGCUCGUCCCGCCCGCCGGAGCCGGGGACUCGCGAGCGCGGCGUAUAGGAAGGAGAAGGCGCGGCGUGCGUGCCGGCCGGCCGUGCUCGGUCGCCGGGGCAAGGCUUAGACUAAGCGAGGAGAGGAGCAGGCCUGAACCUUCCCGGGCCUCGGGCCGGGACCCGAGGAGGAUGAGCUGGCUCUUUCCCCUGGCCAAGAGCGCGUCCUCCUCCGCCGCCGCCGGGUCCCCCGCCGGCCUCACCAGUCUCCAGCAGCAGAAGCAGCGGCUGAUCGAGUCGCUCCGGAACUCCCAUGCCAGUAUAGCUGAAAUACAAAAAGAUGUAGAAUACAGAUUGCCAUUCACAGUAAACAACCUGACAAUUAACAUUAAUAUAUUACUUCCGCCACAGUUUCCUCAGGAAAAACCAGUGAUUAGUGUUUAUCCACCAAUAAGACAUCACUUAAUGGAUAAUCAAGGACUAUAUGUUACCUCUCCAUUAGUAAACAAUUUUACCAUGCACUCAGAUCUUGGAAAAAUUAUUCAAAGUCUUUUGGAUGAGUUCUGGAAGAAUCCUCCAGUUUUAGCUCCUACUUCAACAGCAUUUCCAUACCUAUAUAGUAAUCCAGGUGGGAUGCCUCCUUACCCUUCUCAAGGUUUUCCAUUUCUUCCUCCGUAUCCUCCACAAGAAGCUAACAGGAGUAUCACAUCUUUGUCUGUAGCUGACACUGUUUCUUCUUCAACCACAAGUUAUACCACAGCCAAGCCAGUGGCUCCUUCAUUUGGCAUCCUUUCCAGUCUGCCACUACCUGUUCCCACGACAGAAUCUUCAGCACAGAUUAACCAAAAUGGUUUUGGUUAUAAGAUGCCGGAUAUCCCUGAUGCAUUUCCAGAACUUUCAGAACUAAGUGUCUCGCAGCUCACAGACAUGAAUGAACAAGAGGAGGUGUUACUAGAACAGUUCCUAAUGUUGCCUCAACUAAAGCAAAUUAUUACUGACAAGGAAGACCUAGUAAAAAGUAUCGAGGACUUAGCAAGAAAUAAUCUCCUUUUGGAGCACACUUUGGAAACCAAAAGGCAAACUGUUUUAGAUAAGUAUGAAUUACUUAUCCAAAUGAAAUCUACCUUUGAAAAGAAGAUGCAAAGACAGCAUGAACUCAGUGAGAGUUGUAGUGCAAGUGCCCUACAGGCAAGAUUGAAAGUAGCUGCACAUGAAGCUGAGGAAGAGUCCGAUAAUAUUGCUGAAGAUUUCUUGGAGGGAAAAACUGAAAUCGAUGAUUUUCUCAGUAGCUUCAAGGAAAAGAGAACAAUUUGCCACUGUAGAAGAGCUAAAGAAGAGAAGCUUCACCAGGUGAUUGCAAUGCACAGCCAAUUUCAUGCUCCUCUAUAGAUUUUCCUGAAAACAUGAAUCAAGAAAGAAAUGGGACACAAAACUAAGCACAUUGUUUUAUAUUUGUGACUUAUGAAUUGGCAUUUCAUGACCAUGGCUGAAAUCCAGAUGCACUCUAUAGAUUGUAUACACGACUGAGACAUUUUGUAUAGAUUAGAAUGAUUGCUAUAUUUGUUUUGAGCAAUUUUUCUGCACUAUUUGCACUAAAAAUGUUUAUUGUUGACAAAUCCUGUAUUUAAGUUCCUCUGCUAUUCCUGAUUAAACAUCUAUGCAUGUAAUUCUAGCUAGUUUUUAAUAUUUUAUAAAACUACUGAUUAACAUUUGUAGUUUUAACUUGAUGCUGCCUCAUUUCUUUAUCAAGAAUAGUUAUAACUUAGAUUCUUUUCCUGUCAGCCUUGGAAAAGACCACACACACACACACACACACACACACACACACACACACACACACAAACAAAUACAUACCCCUCCUUUCUUUCUAGAUGAUAAAACUGUCCAAGGCAGUUGGUUUCAGAUAUUCAGUGUCAGGAGACCCCAGUCCUGCCAGUGUUCCAUCUCAAGAAAGCAACCUGUAAUAUCUGCAGUAAAUGAGAGUGGAGAAGCUGCUAUCUUACAGUUUGAUUUUCAAACUCAAGAUGCAUUUAGGGAGCUACACUGGUUAAUAUGCUGGUUUUGUUUUGUUCUGGAACAGGGUCUCACUGUGUAGCCCAGGCUGACCUCAAAAUUGUGACCCUCUCACAUGAGUAUUGGGAUUACAGGCAGGUGCCACUAACCUGGUAAAUACUUUUACUUAAAAACUGCCUUUUCACUUAAACCAGUCCCAUAUGGACUUUCAUGCUAAUUAAAAAAUAACUGUCUUUGGGUUUUUAGUUAAAUAUAUUUUUUAUAUUCCAAAUGUUUAAAAUGUCCUUUUGUUAAAAGAUGGUAAAUCUAGACCUAAAAAGUCAGUGAAAUUUUAAUACUUACUCUAACUUAAUCUUUUCCUAAAAUUAAUUUUUCCUAAGAAAAGCUUUGUAACAAGUAAUACUCAGUCUUACUUUUUAAUGAAUUUGAUUUUCUAAUUUGUACUUGCAUUCAGCAAUUUGUUUCUGUAUUGUUUCACAGAAUGAACCUAUUAAAGUACAUAAAGGAGAAAUGAAUAUCUACAUAUCUGAGGUUUAGUAAGUUAGGGUCUAAAUCACUAAAUACCUAACUCUGAUUUGUUCAAUUGUCAUUCCAAAGCCUGCAUACAUUACAGAUUGUCUUGUCUUCAUUCUCCUUACUCUACAUGACUUUGAUAAUAACAUUUUAGGAAAAACACAAAUAUUUUCUUAUUGGAAAAUAUUUCAUGUUUGUUGAAGGCAUAUUCACAUGGACUAUAGCGAUCCAAUGUGGCUGUACACCGUUAUAACUGCCUGUCUUCCUGUCACUAUUGCUAAGGGCAUGCUAUUUAAUCCUCAGAAUGGCCAGAUGAAGGGUAAACUUGUUAUUCCUGAUAAGGAUGUGUAGGUGAGAUAACUGAUAAGAGUGUUUAUCAAUUUUGUGACCAACUUGGGGGCAUUCAGAGAUGUCUCCUUACUUCACUGGUGUUGGAGUGGAACAUCACCAACUACAUUCACUGUAGUUGGUAGAGAAUUUAUCAGUCUCAGGCUAAUUGCUUUUAAAAACCAGGCAGAUCCUAGAACAAGACAGCAGACUGCAUACCUUCUACAAGGUUGAUUCAUGUAGUCUGUCUUAAUAAGCAUCUACUAAGAACCUCCAGCUCUGCAGAAAGGCUACCCAGAGGAGCCCAGUAUGGUCUCUGGUGUCUGUGCUUCUUUUCCUGACAUUUCACAUGCUGCACACACUGCACUGUUCACCAGAACACGCUGUUUAUACAGCCACGAUAGUAAUCCAGAGGGGUGUUUCUGUAUGCUUGUAUUAUCCAAGUUUCAUUGUCUGUCAGCUAAGGAAGCAGAAUUUAUCCUUCAAAAUUCAGAGACCCUCUUUAGAAUCCAAACAUUAGACAGACCUUGACCAGUUACCUGCUUUUAACAAAGUUGACACACUUGUUCAGAUGGCCAUAUUUCUUCUUUGUAUAAGUUGGCUACAGAUAUGAAUACCAAAGAAGAUGUAAUGACUACUUUAUAAUAAAGAAGGCCUAGGAUUAGACUACCUCCAAUACAAUUUGUCAUGAUAGUACCAAGUCAAUGAAAUAAUAAUAGUAAAGGCAUCUAUUUCAGUGUUGGGUGAAAAUUUCAGAAUAAAUUAACAUUAGGGAAUUAAUGUCAGAAUACAGAACAGAGGUUGUUUGACUACAGUUUACAUAUUGAAAGACAGAUAAGAUUGUGUUGAACUAGUUUUUUGUUUGUUUGUUUAAGGCAGGUUUAAGUCUCUGAGACUACCCUCUUAACUUGCUGUGUAGCUGAAGAUGACCAUGACACUCUGAUCUUCCAGACCCCCGAGUACUAGAAUCAUAAGCAGGUAUCAGCAAGCCCAGUUUAUGUGGUGCUUAGGAUUGAACUCAGGGCUUCAAGCAUAUGCGGCAGGCACUCUCCCAGCUGAGUUCUCUUCAAGAAUGAAAAUUUGUACUGGCUGAGGGGCUCAGUGCUAACCGCUUUGUCAUGCAAGCAUGAAGACCCGGGUUCAGAUCCUCGGAACCUGUAUAAAAACCUGGUGCAUGGUAGAACAGUCUGUGAUUCUUUCUUCUACACAAGAGAGGAGGCUGAGAAUCAUUCCGGAAGCUUUGCAGACCAGUUUGUAUGGUGGACAGAAUAGUGGCAAACGAGACCUUGCUGCACACAGGGUGGAAGGGAAGGACGAUACCUGCUCUGUUCUCUCACUUCAGCACUGGAGCAGAGUUGUGCACACAUGUGUGCACACACAUGUGCAAAUUUAAUUUUAAAAAAUUGCUUGAAGGUUAGUUUAUUUUCCUUAUUUUUAAUUUAAGUUUGUCAAUUGACUUGUUCAAACAUGAUCAAAAUUUUUUUCCUUUUUCAUAUCCAGUUUAGUAUUACUAAAAGUAACAAGUCAUUUGACUUGUAUCGAUUACUGGUUGGGAAGUACUGUGUCUUCAAUCAGUUAUAUACUGAAGUAUUCCCUGAAGUGUUACCUUAAAUAAUAAAAUGCUUCAUGACUGAAGCUUGAUUUAGAAUGAACAUGUAGUACUAGAGGUUUUAGUCUUGUUGAAUUGACCACGGUUUGUCCAGGCCCCUGGAAAGAGAGGCAGUAAAUUUGUAUGUAGUUUCAGUGCUAGGUUAACUUGUACAAAAGACUUGGUGAACACAUGCUCACAUUAUGUUUUGUAAAAGGAUGAGGGGAACAAAAAGUGUGUGGCUCUGAUGUUGAAGCUGCCACGUUAAAAAGUUAAAAUUUAAAAUAUACGAUUUGAUUUUCCAAAUGUAUUAUCCAGUUUGACACAGAUGCUGGCUUUUCUUUUUUCCUUUCUUCCCUUCUUUCUUUCUUUUUUUUUUUUAAUAGAUUGUCUGCUAUAAGAAAUUAGGUAACAGUGUUUCUUAAAAAUGGUAAAAAAGCCAGGCAUGAUGACACACACCUUUAAUUUCAAUACAUAAGAGGCAAAGGCAGAAAGAUCCCUGAGUUUGAGGGUAUCCAGAACUACAUAGUCAGAUGCUGCCUCCUCCCAAGAAAAAAGAAAGAAAGAAAGUCAUGUUAUAAAGCUGUAAAAGCCAGUCUCACUAUAUCCCAUGUGUUUAUUAGAUAUUAGACUAUGAGCUAAGACUACAAAAAAAUGACUAAAUAUUCCUUAUGCUUAAUUGGGGAAUUUCUCAACAGAAAAUACUCAGAUUUAACAUCUAAAAGAAUUAUACUUGCUUUAUUUUUAUAUUAACAAUAUUUUUAUAUUACAGGCCUUUAGUAUAUUAAAGUCAUCUUUAAAUGUGAACACUAUUAUACUGUAUUACAUUAUGUGUAUAACCCACACUAGAGGUUUUCGAAGUCUCUUGUCCUUUCUUAAUGUAUUUCUAUUUCCACAAAAUUGAAUACAUUAUCUGAUAGAAAUUUUCACAUUUUAAAAUACUGUUAUAAAAACUAAGAUUAAAUUUA
Peromyscus leucopus (white-footed mouse) is the source of this 5558-nucleotide messenger RNA. It is a transcript of the gene Vps37a, whose product is annotated as VPS37A subunit of ESCRT-I. Gene Ontology annotation, cellular component: ESCRT I complex. Gene Ontology annotation, biological process: ubiquitin-dependent protein catabolic process via the multivesicular body sorting pathway; protein targeting to vacuole; protein targeting to membrane. The record is from RefSeq and is a predicted model, not a curated record. NCBI's taxonomy places the organism in Eukaryota, Metazoa, Chordata, Mammalia, Rodentia, Cricetidae. The transcript has 12 exons. The coding region runs from base 342 to 1538 and encodes 398 amino acids.